Mercenaria mercenaria is the source of this 681-nucleotide messenger RNA. RefSeq lists its product as uncharacterized. The record is from RefSeq and is a predicted model, not a curated record. The transcript has a single exon. Bases 1 to 681 code for a protein of 226 amino acids. NCBI's taxonomy places the organism in Eukaryota, Metazoa, Mollusca, Bivalvia, Venerida, Veneridae.
AUGUAUAUUUCUGAUACGCUUUCAAGAGCCUACAUAGCUAAUGGAUGUGCUACGCACCUGGAAGACGUACUGUUAACAGACUAUGAGAAAGAGAUAGAAGCUACAUGUUUGUCAGAUUAUUUGGCAGUUUCGUCUGAAAGACAAACUAGAAUCAAGCAAGCUAUGCUCGAAGACCAGACAUUGGUAAAGCUGAUUGAGUGUAUUAAGAAUGGAUGGAAUAAAGCGCCGAGAGAAGUAAAGCCGUAUUAUUCUGUCCGGGAUGAACUAUCGGUAGAUAACGGUAUUAUAUUUCGCGGUGAUAGAUGCAUCAUACCAAAAAGUAUGCGUAGAGAAAUUCUAGAUCAACUUCAUUCGCAUAUUGGAAUUGAAGGUUGUUUAAAACGCGCUCGUAGCUGUGUGUAUUGGCCAAAUAUAACAUCUCAAAUUAAAGACUUCAUAAGCAAAUGUGACACGUGUCAAUCAUUAGAAAGAAAACAGAGUAAAGAACCGUUAAUCAGUCACAGUAUUCCUGACAGACCUUGGGCAAAAGUCGGAACUGACGUGUUUACGUUUGAUGGCAAUGACUAUUUGGUAACUGUAGAUUAUUUCAGUAAUUUCUUUGAAAUAGAUCGACUGUAUGAAACAACGUCGAAGGAAAUAGUCGCCAAGCUGAAACAGCAUUUUGCAAGGCAGAACGUGUGA